Molecule: messenger RNA, 644 nt
Organism: Caretta caretta (loggerhead turtle)
Lineage: Eukaryota; Metazoa; Chordata; Testudines; Cheloniidae
Product: lens fiber membrane intrinsic protein-like
Cellular component (GO): plasma membrane
Source: RefSeq, a predicted model, not a curated record
GCUGCCAGCCAUGUACACCUUGAUGGGAGGCGGGCUGUUGUGUGCAGUCUCGGGCCUGAUCCUUCUCAUCGUUGCCACAGCGACUGACUUCUGGAUGCAGUAUCGCUACUCGGGAAACUUGAGCAACCAGGGGCUCUGGAGGUUCUGCAUGAGCGGCAAGUGCCACCCCCACACCAUCAGCAUUGGAGCGACUCUCCGGGUCAUAUCUAGGAUGCAGCUCAUGCAAAAUGCAGCCACUCGCUUCCUGCCAGCCUUCUGGGACGCCACCCGGGCAUUCAUGCUGCUCUCCAUCCUCUCCUGCUUCGCAGGCAUCAUCCUGGGCCUCACCGCCUUCUCCAGCAGCGCCAGGGCAUCCCGGACCCGCUCCGCCGGCAUCACCCUGCUGAUCGCUGGUCUCUUUGCAUUGCUGGGGCUGUCGGUGUACACUGGUGUGACUGUGAAUUUCUUCGGUAAGCGCUAUGCUGACUGGCGCUUCUCCUGGUCCUACAUCCUGGGCUGGAUCGCUGUCAUCCUCACCCUCUCGGCAGGCAUUUUCCACGUCUGCGCUGUCUCCAAGAGCCCGUCCCCGGAGAACUCCAACGCGGCGAGUGGCUGAGUGGGCACUGGACGCGCGGCCUGGUCCUGACAGCUCCCCACCCUCACCC